This is a messenger RNA of Acaulospora colombiana, 558 nucleotides long. NCBI's taxonomy places the organism in Eukaryota, Fungi, Glomeromycota, Glomeromycetes, Diversisporales, Acaulosporaceae. The record is from the annotation of a GenBank genome assembly.
AUGUGCACGGUGGUGACGAGUAAAUGGGUUUCCGGUUAUAAGUUGCCACUGACAACUGUCGAUAAUUUAACAGUUUACACGAAAGAAACCUUGCAAAACUUUUAUUCCACUAUAAAAAAUGUCAUCGACACGUCCCAUUCUUCCUUGGAUUCAAAUGUUUUGCUGAUUUUUGACGAUCUAAGUGUACUGAUUUAUUUGGGCUUCCAGAUAAAAGACAUCUUGGAAUUUUGGAAAGCUUGCCGGGUUUUUGUGGAAAAGUAUGAUGGAACAAUAAUUACCUUGAUUCACGCCGAUGAUGAUGAUGUGAUGGAAUCCUCGAGCGGCGAUCGCUUAGAUCUGGAUCAGGAAAUUUUUGUGAAAUCGUUAAUAUAUCAAUCGGAAUUUUUACUAGCCGUACGUGGAUUAGGUACCGGACUCAGCAAAGAUGUUUCGGGUGAGAUAACUAUAGCCCGUGGUCCGGGGAACGUGGAAAAAUGGUUCAGACCUUCUACAUUGCACUAUAAAAUCCUGGACAACAAUGUCCAAUUUUUCGCCAAAGGGUCUUCUCAAAGAAUAUGA